UCUUUUCUUUUCUUUUCUUUUUUUAUCCCCUUUUCAUUUCUUCUUCUUUUUUCUUUUUUCUUUUCACUUCUUCUUCUUCUUCUUCUUUCUUUCUUUAUUCCCUGGUGUAUCCCUGUCGUGUAUAUUACUCCACUUGUCUUUUCCUAUACGCGUAACUAAAAGCUAUAUCUCUGACGUCCUAUCAUAAAAUGUGACCAAGUGUCCUAGUGUAUUACAUGUCAGGAAUAACUUGAAAACAAAACAAACAAGGAAAUAACAAAUAAACGAACGAACGAACAAACAAACAAUUAAACAAACAAAUGAACACGGGAUAAACAAGAAAAACAAGAUUUAAUUCUAAUUAACGACCUAUGAUAUAUAUUUAAUAUCGUGUCUCUCUCUCUCUCUCUCUCUCUCUCUCUUUCUAUAUAUAUAUAUAUAUACAUAUAUACAGUUUCAUGUGCUUAUUACUCACAAUAAACCUUGCCUUACGCCAUUUUAAAAAUUUUUUGUCGUCGAUCCUCAACCUUUGCCAAAACACUUUUCGCACAACUCAAGAGAGGGAUAGAGAGAGAUGGGGGGAGAGAAGGGGAAGAGAGGAAAAGAGAGACAAAUAGACAGACAGACAGAGAGAAAGAGAAAGAAAGAGAGAGCAAGGAGAGUGAAGAAGUUGAACAAUGUAUGGCAACGAUAGGAAUACCUUUAGCUCUCCACGUUAUCAAUUGUCAGAGUUCCUCGUUGAUUAAUUCAAAAGUUAGAGGAAAACUAUUCGGAGGUUUGACGUAUACUAGCAAUAGUAAUAGUAAUAGUAGUGGUAGUAGUAGUGAUAGUAGUAGUAAUAGUAGCAGUAGUAGUAGUAGUAAUAGUAGUGGUGGUGAUGGUAGUAGUUUCCUGGACGUUCGAUUUAUAAUCCAGAAUGAGAUUCAACGAGUGUACGUGACACCUUCGUUCGAAGAAAAACAGAACUUCGGCGUGGAGAGGGGUGCCGGUGGUGGUUUAACGGGAACCGGAGGUGGCGUGGGAGGAGGAUUAGGAGAGAGCAAACUCGGUGGGACGUACGGAGGAAGUGGUAGAGGCGGAGGAGGAGGAGGUGGAGGAGUUUAUGGUGGUGGAACGUGCUUGGGUCUUGGAAACCGUUACGGUAUAACAAGAGUUCCUGGUCAAUCAGUGAUACCAGGUCGUGGACCGAUUAGACGUAGCAGGGAAUUUGGCUACUUUCCGUCGAUGGGCGAUCACGAGCAUCAGAGUUUCGGGUAUCGAACUCAUCUCUUCCUAUCGCCGCCCACAGGUGGACCGCUCGGUGCACCACUCGAUCCCGAUGCCGGCGAACGACUGGGGCCGUCGCCCCGCCGUAACUCUGGGCCGCAUGUUAUCAAGUGGGGAGGUGGUGGGGCUAACUCCGGUACAGCGCAAGGCCCAGCCUCGGCCAAUCAGAUCAAAAGGAAGCAGAAUCAGCAAUCGAAGGAGCCGUCCGAGCCGCCAACGCCAACUGCCUCUAGACAGGUGUCCUUUAGCGGCAAUAGAUCUUCCGGUACCUAUACACCCCUCGUUGUAUCCGGUAAUAGUCCACCACGUGGUGAACCGAUCUCCCUGGCAACAUUGGAUCGAGACUGCUUCAUUAUACCACUUGCGUCAUUGGAAAGAUUUUUACCAGCUGGCGUACCGAGCGCACCAAUAGCGGACAAGAAAAGAUCGGGCAGCCCGCUGUCGAUUCUCGAGGUCGAGGAUCCAAAGCAAUGUGUUCUUGUCCAUUUCAUGACACCGUUGGAACCCUUGGAUCCAUUGGUAGAGUCUCCUGUUUCACGGCCUCUCGUAUUGCAACGCGAUACCGCCGCGGAACUCGUCGCUGAAAUAGCACCUUCCGCCUCCCAAAGUAUUUUACUCACAAACAUGGAAAAGAACGCGGAUUUCCCGUUCAUAACGUACUAUCUAAUAAAUAAGCAGAACACGGAUCCCCUCGAUUUUUACAACGAAGUUCAAUGUGCGGCCUUGAGGAAGUUCGAUCCGCGUGACCUCAGAUACGCGGCCAGCCAUACUUUGGAUCUGUUCAACGAAGUAGCGACGAUAGCAAGACCACCGUUGGAACCACCCGGUGGGAGACCACCUAUUCCGUCCACCGGCUACAUAGUCUCGAUCUUCAAAGUGUUCGAGGGUGACGACGGUCUCAAGUUUGAGCAAAAUUGGCUUUAUUGGAGUGGUGCCCGAAUGAUGUACCGAUAUCUACCAAAAUCGGUCGGCCUAAGGCGUAUAACCCUUCACAAGUCGAUGUCGCAGGGUGACAAGAUGUAUCUACUAAUCUGCGAAUGUUCGCAACUGCAAGACAAUCUAUCCGCAGCGGCGAUAUUGCUGCCGGCAUUGCGCGCCCGAUUAUGCGGAUACAUCGGCCUUUACAGGCCCUCCGUAUGCUUCUGAUUUCCUCAGAAAUGCUCGACGUUGUAUAUCGUACGCAGGGACGUAACUAGGUGAGAUUAAAAAAAAAAAAAGAAAGAAAAAAAAAAAAAAAGAACAUAAAAAGAACACAAAAAUCAAAAAUAAGAAAGGAAGAAAGAAAGAAAAUUAUCGAAGGUUUAUCGGGUUAUAGGCUCUGCGUAUAAAAUAAGAACGAUCGAAUAUUUCGAUAAACUUGAAUCUCUCUCUCUCUCUCUCUCUCUCUCUCUCUCUCUCUCUCUCUCUUUCUCUCUCUUUCUCUAUUUCUAUCUCUAUUUUUCUAUUUGUCUAUUUCUUUUUCUCUGAUAGAUCUUUAUCAAUUUUGUCUAAAAUAUUGCUAUGAUGUUAUCGAAGGUAUACGAAGCUAUCUCUCGGUAGUAUCUUUAUAUGCUAAAUAAAAACAUAUACAAGCGUUCAUCGUCGGUAUAUUUCACAAUUUUUCUAGGAUACCAAAAAUUCUUUUCUUUUUUUUUUUCUUUUUUUUUUUUUUUUUUUUUGCUAGAAACUUAUCCGAUUUUUCUAGGAUCGUUCGAGAGUAUGUAGAGAUGAGAUCCAUAGUUGAAGAUAUUUCUUAUAACAAAAAAUCGUCUUUGUCGUACCGUCGGGUAAAUCGAAUGAAAAAGAAACAGAAAGAGAGAGAGAGAGAGAGAGAGAGAGAGAGAGAGAGAGAGAGAGAGAGAGAGAGAAAAGAAUGUAACAUCGAAAAAGAUCUUUCGAUGCGCUAAAAAAAGAAAAAAAAAGGAGGAAGGAAAAAAAAAAGAAAAGGAAGAAAAAAGGCGUAGAAAAUCAAUACUUCGCAUGUAUUCGCUUCGGACGAAAUUUGAGGUAAAAAAAAAAAAAAAAAAAAAAAAAAAAAGAGAAAGAAAAACAGAAAUAGAAAAAAAAAAGAAAGAAAAAAAAAUCUCAAUCUCUAUCGUCUGCGCUCGCCUAGUUUUACGCCAACUGGCCAUUUGUAUUUUUCGAUUUUAUAACAUGAUCGUAGAGAGCAAUAUCAUUAAAUCAGCUGAUUCGCGUUCGUCUCGUCGAACUACAAGCUGAUUAUCUUGAACGCAUAUACGUAUAUAACAAUAUAUAUAUAUACGUAUAUAUAUAUAUAUAUAUAUAAUUGACAAUUAUACGGGGGAAAUAAAAAAAAAGAAAGAAAGGAAGAAAGGAAGGAAGGAAGGAAGGAAAGGAAAAUGGAGAAAAAUGAAAAAAAAAAAAAAAAAAGAAACACUUUUAUUACUACCGAUUUAACACGCUAAUAUUAACAUAUCAUACUCGAUAAACUGUGAUACUCGAACGGGCAACGGGAUAUAUCACAAUAAACGAUAGACGUAGAGAAUUUCUUCUUUUCGAAUUUAUCUUCGGAAAAAAAAAAGAAAGAAAGAAAGAAAGAAAAAAAGAAAGAAAGAAAGAAUGAAGAAAAAGAAAAAAGAAAUCGCGCUAAUAAAACAUGACACUAAUAGACGUGCGCAAUAGACAUCACGUAGGAAAGCUCGAACGAAAAUUUAGAUAUAAAUCGUGAGCAUUUUUAGAAGAACACCGAUAUUUAAUUAAUUAACAUUAAAUAUUCGGCUUUAUAUACAUUAUUAUCAUUAUGAUCGAGAUAAUAAAGUAUACUCGAGGAUCGCGAGGAAUUAUGAUCGACAAAAUGGCGCGCCACAACGCCAUUACACUAUUGACGGUCAUACAUCCAAGCGAAAUUUAAAUAAUUCCUUCCUCGUACUUCGAAUCAUAACACGCCUGUCUCUUAUCGCUCAACAAAAAUGAAAAUCAAUAAAUAUAUAAAUAAAUAAAUAAAUAAAUAAAUAAAUAAAUAAACGAGGUGGGAAGCUUUUAAAGAGAACAUUUUUUUAGGGGCGUACCUACUUACGUAGUCUUUUUAGACGAAAUAAAAGUAGUCGUAAGUCGGCAUUGUAGUACAAAAGAUUUUAAAAGAAAAGAAAAAAAAAAGGAAAAAAAAAAAUAACGUAUAGUCAAUAUACGCUUGUUGCAUACUGACAAUAGCUAGGACGAGUUGCGCAGGCGCGGUUCGUCAAACAUUAUCUUAGAUUUUUAUUAAGGCUCCGAUUUAAGGAUUAGAGUGGGGGAGGGGGAUGAUGAUGAUGAUGAAGAAGGGGGGAGGGGGGAAGAAAGAAAAAAAACAACCACGGAGAAAUAAAAAAAAAUAAAAAAAAGAAAGAAAAGAGUGCGGAGAAAAUAUGCGGAACAAGAACAAGCCCCUUAACUUUUAAGGUUAAAAUUUGACUUUACUGUGAUCAUAUGCGUCGUUUAGUCGUUCAUCGGCACGAUUAAUGCACUUCGAGAUCAAGAUAAUUCUCAUACUCGAUCCAUUCGUGUCGAUGAAAUAUCGACAGUAAGAGAAGAAAUUGGAGAAAUAACGUUGUAAUUCGGGUUUCCUCUCGGCUGCACGAUUUUGUUAAAAAAUAAAAAAAAAAAAAAAAAAAAAAAAAAAAAAACUAGAAUGGGAUAAAAAAGGAAACAUAAACAAAAAAAGAAAAAAAAAGAAAAAAGAAAGAAAGGAAGACGAAGGGGAGUCACUAAUUGCUUCGAAAACGGAGCAUCGCCACUUUUUCAGGGUUUCACAUGAGCGAUUUUACCGAUAAAUUACGAAACUUUUCUUAUAAUCUAUCUAUAUCUAUCAAUAAUCUCUUCUUUUGAUUGUCAUUCCUUUACCAAGAGAAAAAAAAAAGAACAAAAAAGAAAGAAAAAAAAAGGAAAAACCAGCCAACAUGGUAUGAUGCUUUAACGAGCAAAUAUGAAGAUCUUACGGCACGUCGUUACUUACAAGAUCAAUGACGAUAAAAUUUAUUAUAUAUCAUGUACAACGAAUACGAUGAGAAGAUAUUAUUAACAAUAAAUUAACUUCUAACAUUA
Vespa crabro (European hornet) is the source of this 5265-nucleotide messenger RNA. RefSeq lists its product as uncharacterized. The coding region runs from base 661 to 2391 and encodes 576 amino acids. The record is from RefSeq and is a predicted model, not a curated record. Lineage: Eukaryota; Metazoa; Arthropoda; Insecta; Hymenoptera; Vespidae. The transcript is spliced from 6 exons.